AUGAUACCAGCUACUCAGUACGACGUCCCGUUCCCAAGAAGAUUAAAAUUUGGGUGUGUUAUAAGACAGAACUGGGAAAUUAUUCCUCUGUUCGUAACAACAGGCGCAGCCUUAGCUUUCAUGUUCUUUUGCAUUGUAUAUGCAUUUCAAAAUAAGGUGGACACUGUGUAUACGUCACGCAGUCGAGAGAACAUUUCUCGCACGAUGGACCUGAGGAACCCUACAGUUCACAAGCUAAUCAUCAUUAAUCAAAAAUACCCGCCAUGGCCCGAGAUGCAGUCAGUGCUUGAUAAGAUGAGGAUGGCAGAGAAACGAGCUUUAAUGCGUUUACAGACAUGCGCUCAUCCAUAG
This is a messenger RNA of Spodoptera exigua (beet armyworm), 351 nucleotides long. NCBI's taxonomy places the organism in Eukaryota, Metazoa, Arthropoda, Insecta, Lepidoptera, Noctuidae. The record is from the annotation of a GenBank genome assembly.